Molecule: messenger RNA, 7725 nt
Organism: Ostreobium quekettii
Lineage: Eukaryota; Viridiplantae; Chlorophyta; Ulvophyceae; Bryopsidales; Ostreobiaceae
Source: the annotation of a GenBank genome assembly
AUGGCGGACGCCCGGGAGCUGUUCUCGGCGACCCUGGACUACGAGCGCCUGGGCGACCACGUCGAAGAGGUCUGCUUCAAGGCGCCGGUGUGCAUCACGCACGUGCGCGUGGGCAACGCGCGCAUUGGGGGCCCCGGCCAGGCGCUGCUGCGGAUGUAUGCCCGCGAUCUGAACGGUCUGUCGGGAUCGAGGUUCGUGGCGCUGUGCGGCGGGACGGUCACGUGUCCUGAGGACGGCGUCGUGACGAUCGAGACAGAGGCCAUCACGACAGACCACGUGGCGUUGCGUGGGCGGUACGAAUCGCUCCAGCUUGCCUUCUUGGGGCGCUGUCACCGCCAGGUCAAGGAAGAGAUUUCAGGCAACGCUGGCAUGAAGGCACUUCCCAUGUCAACGCUCCCCUUCCCCUCAGAACAGUCCGCUUCGCACCCCAGGCCCACCACAGACUGGGCCGGACUGGCACUGCCACACUUGGAGCAGUUCUCAGACAGCGUCGCAAACUCCAUCAACAUACUUGAUCGCUUCAGGGGAACCGCGUUGCAGCACAAAGGACCUCCUGAGGAGAGCACACUACCGGAGGACGUCGUGAGGGCGAUGUUUUCAUCAGCAGACAUUCUGUGUGGCUUGCUUGGGCUGGGUCCAGUUGUGAGGACCUCAAGAUUGCAGGAUGAGCCCAGUGCAGGAGACUGUGCAGUGAGCAACACAACUCUGGACACUGGCAGUGACCUGGCUUCAAGGGCCGCAGACUUGGCUGUGCUGUGGUGUGAGAUAUUGGCUCGCAACGAUGACUUUCCACCCAGGAGCCAGCCCAACAGGGGAAUGGUUGGGCUUGCUCUGGCAGUUGUAGUUUGCUCCUGCCGCCCUGCAGCUGUGCGCUUUGUUGCAAAGCAGGGCAUUGACAUACUCACAGAUGUCUUCCGUACCCGCCGGUGCCCAGCGCUCAUCACUCGCUACGUCGUCUGCGCCUGUGAGCUGUUGACCCUCACUUGCCCAGCGCUCGCAUGCGACACGAUGCUUGGCUGGUGGCAGCCGUCUCAGAGGCGCAGGAGACCACCGAGUCCUCCAGCCCUCCCACCAAAUGUGAUCCAUGUCCCUGGCAUAGUGGAGCCUAAUGUGAACUUCCGUAAGCGCGAUCCACCGGAGGAGGUGACAGGCAGUGUCUGCAUGACAGCCGUUUCUGCAAAAGAGAGCGACGUGACCGCAGAGGCUGAAGACCGUACCAAUGCUGCAGCGGAUGAAGCUGUGCCCACUCCCAGGAACAUGGACAGCACUCAGGAAGUGACUGUGAACAGCGGCACCCGCUCACAUGAUUCCCAAUCUUCCCUGAAGCAGAUUAGGGACGAGGGGCCACACAGCCGAAAACGCAUGCACAGCGAAAGCAGAGCUGGAGAUGCCAAGAAGAGCAAAGCUGUGGGUGACGAGAAGCGGAAGCAUAGGAGGAGUGCCGGUGAUCAGGCUGGGGAGGGCGCCACCCACCACAACUGGGACGAAGAGCAACGUGCCGAACAGAGAGACAGGCAUGGUAGGGAGAAGAAGAGGAGCCGGCGGGACGGCCCAGUGAGCGAAGCAGAAGCCAGCUGUCCCCGGAGCAGGGAUACUUGGGGUGAGGGCACAGACUUCGAUGCUGGAGAGAAAUGGGACAACGUGCCAGUGCAGCGCAGAUCAGAGAGGGAAGAUAGCUGCAGGCGACGAGGACGGGGCAAUUCUCAUGAGAGGGUGAGAAGCAGGGACCCUGAGGGGGAUGACGUGCAAGAGUGGGGGCAGGAAGCAGAUGAUCGGUAUGUGCUGGAGAAGGAGUCGAAAUCCAGCCGCGGUAGGGAAGAUAGGAGUGGUGAGAGGGAAGCGGGCUGGCGCCGAAGCCGGUGGCAAGUCGAUGAGCGGAAUGGCUACCAGGCCGACAGGCAUUGCGAUGACUAUGACUGGGAAAACGAGAACCCUGGGGAAGGGGAGACAGAUAGGGACAAAGACAGGGAUGUGGAGAGGGGCCGGGGCCCGGAGCACAGAGGUGACGAGGGCAGACAGACGACAGGUGGAAAGGGCGGGAUUGAGAAGCACCGCGAGAAGUCAAAGAAGCGCAAGGAUAAGGAUCGGUCCUCAGGGAAGGAACGGAAGGAGAAAAAGGAGCGCUCGCGCAAGAGUCGUGACCAUGGCACAGGCAAGGAAAGGGAGCACAAGAAAAGCAGGCACAGAGACAAGGACCGGAAUAAAGACAAGGGUGAGAAAGAGAGGGCGAAAGGCACGGAGAAGGGUGGGGAGCCGAUGGAUGCUGAGGCCAAGGCUGAAGCCAAGGAUGAAUUGGCUGCAGGUGAUGGGGUGGACGAGGGCCCAAAGAGUGUGAAUGCAUCUCAGGUGGAAAACCCGCCUGAGAAGAGGCAGGUGGAUGAGGACAUGGGCGAGGCCCUGUUGGAUCCAGAGCAUCACCCAGCCAGUGCUGACAAGAAGGAGAACCUGCAGCCAGAUGAGGCUGGCAAUGGAGGGUUGGCACAGUGGUCACAGCCGGCAAAGCACACCGACAAUGCUGUGGCCGCUGGCGGGGUCAACAAGCCCACUCUACCUGAGCUUGUGGAGGAAACUCAGGAAGUAGGGCAUCAGGUUGAGUGCGAAAGGCCUGUCACAAAACGAAGGAAGCUGGAGUCAGGGGUAUCAGAGGUGAAGGACCCUGAGGGUGCCACCAACAUCGAAGCAAAAGCAGUCAUGGACGUGGAAGUGGGAAGGGAAACCGUGCAGGAAGGGAAGGAUGUGUUUGACUGCAUGGCGCGUGGCUCUGUCAUUUAUUCCAUGCUUGUGGAUGCCAUGACAGAGCCCAGGGCUGAAGGUGUUGCGGCGUCCAGUCGUAGGAUUGUGCAGCGACUCAAUGCAUAUCAGUCCAUGCAGCGCAUACACACCACUGUGGAGCGUGCCUGCAGGCAUGGCAGUUGGGCCCAGGGGGCUUUUGGUGAGGAGUCAUGGGUUCAAGAGGUGGCCUCUGCCCUGCUGGAAUUGUCAUCGGAUCUGGAAGACAUGCACCUGCGAGAGAAGCAGGAAUGGAGAUCCUAUAGGAUGAUGCCACAGGACGAAGGCAAGCAACUGGGGCCAGUCUUUGAGAUCGAUACAUGUGUGCUGGAGUGCUUUGUAAGCAGACGCCUGCUUCAGGCACUUGCCAUGAUAAUUCAUGCUGUGCGCAGUCAGAAGCUGCAGAACCAUGAGACAUCUGGGACAGGGAAUGUGCUGACUGGUCAACUUGCGACCGAGCGGCUGCAGGCUGUCUUGUGUGGUGUGCGAUCCGUCCUUGGCAGGUUGCUGCUCUCCACCAGGGGCUUGGGGAUGUUGAGGCAUCAACAGAAGCAUGUCCUGCAGUUGUUGAGUGCCCUGGAGUCUGGCACGGGGCGCGAUGGCACUGUGGACGGAGGUCAGGGCCAGUUAAGUGGUGUGCAGGGUGCAGAUCUAGAGCUGGCCGAAAGCUUGAGGGGUGCGAUGCUGUGUGGCGAAGCAGUUGACGUGGUGUUGCGAGAACCGAUGCACUCACAGAAGCUGCCCCAGGCAGUCCAAGCGCUGAUUGAGGGCGCACCAGCCGGCACAGCCACACGAGCAUGUGCCCUACGGGCCCGCACAGAGAGCCUGGAGCACUGCCUGAAGAUGCUGCAGUCGUUUCGACAGCUGCUGCAGUGCACAGGCCUGCCAGAUGACUCAGUCACUGGAGCGCCAACUGGUCCAACCACCAAUUCAGCCGCUGACCCAGUCGUCACGUACCCCGCAGCCCACAGUGUGCUGUUGCCAGGAUGUUUGGCUGUCCCAGAUCUCCUGUUGGCGGUGGUGCGGGACGGGCAUGCAACCAGCAUCGCCUGGCUGCUGCCAAAAGCCAAGGACCUUGCUGAGGAGGUGGAAGUUGGGCUGAAACUUCUUGAGAAGGCUGACUGGGAACACAGGGCCAGCAAGGUGGCCAUCCUUGGCGAGCUUUUGGGCAGGCUGCAGGCAUGCUCUGUGCUUGCUGAGAAAGGUUCUCUUCUGGUCCUUGAGCAGCUUGAUGAUCUGCUGCCCAAACUUGCGGCCAGCGCCAAAGGCAAGGAGGACAAGGAUGGAAAGAGGAAGAGAAAUGGAGAUGUUGAAGCACCCCUAUGUGCAGCCCUGCUGCGAGACCCUCAGGCGCUUGGCUCUGUUCUCACUGGGCUAGACAUCCUUGCUGUCCAGCUUGCCUCUCUUGAUUCAGGCCAGUUUGUGACCAGCAUGUAUGGCGCAGAUGCCCUCCAGGUGAUGGAGCGGGCUGUGCGGAGCGCCACUGCGGGGCUUCUGGCCACAGCGGGAGACACCCAGUGGACGAUGAUGGGAGGGGACACGAUGGACGACCUGGAGCGGAUCAGGCAUGGGGCUGGGGCAAUGGACCUGGCUCUCAGCGCUGCCCGCUCCUUGCUGUCACUGUGCAAGGCGCUGAGGGACAGAUUUGCUGAAGUCUGCAGCACUGGGGUGCUUGAGGCCCUGGUGGAGCUGCAUGCAGUUCUGUGCCUGUCCUCGGAGUCGCUGGCUGCGAUGCUCGGGAAGGGCCGAGCCUGCUGCAGCGUGUUGCAGGCACGGCAGUUGGUGGUGUGCAUAAUGAGCUGCUGGAUCGAGAUGGAGUGGGUCCCCGACCUCAUUCCCACCUUAUUUGGCAUGAACUCCUUCUCCACUGAGGCACUGCCCACGGCCCUCCUCGACCCCAGUCGUGUCUUCUGCUGCACAUGCCUCCUUGGGGACAUAUUUCCAAAAGAGUGGCCCCCUGCGAUGGCUGGGCAGGGUUCCACAGGCCGCAUGCCCCCACCAUCAAACAUGAAGAUGCGCCCUGUGGUGGCCAGGAUGUUGGAACCUUUUGCCAAGCACUUUCGACACGUCAUCGCAUUUGGAGCGGCUUCGGAGAGUCAGCUGGUGCGUGGCUCAGUAGUGCGCCUCUGCUCCCGAGCUUCAGGCCUUGGGGGAGGCAUGGGUCGCUUUCUGGCGGAGCCACUCGUGUCUGAGGUGGCAGAGCUUGCCAAGAGCACAGCGCCAGCAGGCGAUGGGCGGCGUGUGGUGGAGAUGCUGGCAGCGCUUGCAGGCUGGCCAGCAAUGAAGGCUGCUCUGCUGGACCUGGGAGCUGUGUCCGCACUGUCCCAACUGCUGCACCGGGCGGCCAGCCGUCUGGAAGAGCACCCAGACUCCCAGACAACCUGUAGCCUGGUGCUGGAUGUGCUGUCCUCUUUGACAGACCCUGACAUCUGCCUAAACCCCCUGGCAACAAGGGUGGAGCGGCUAAAAAAUGACUGUCCCCCCACGACUGAGGCGGCUGUGAUGGUGACGGCCCUGCUGUCCAGCAUCCAAUAUCUUGGAGACGAUGCUGCCAUCGCCGCAUCCCUGAUAAAACAGAUGAGCUUCGAGGCAGCAGGAAGGGCUGCGAUCCAGAGUGGCAUUGGCCAGUGGCAUGCCUCCCACAGGGCAGCCACGAGUGCAACAAGCCCAUCGGGUGACAGGCAGCAGGCUGCGAUGCGAUGGGCCAAAGCGCAGCUCUGGGAGGCGGGUGGCCAUAUGCUGGGCAAAGACAACACAUCCGUUGCUGGCAAGGCAUGCAGGGAGCUGCUGGAGAUGCUGUCCUUCACAGAGGCUGGGGAGCAGGAGGACCAGAAGAAGCAGGGGGAGCAGGAGGAUGCUGGGGAGGACGGGACGGCACCCAGCCGCUUCAAGGCGGCUGUGCAGACUGCCGUGCGGAUGGCAUCCAGCACAGGGGACUUCAGUGACCUCAUCUCCAAGUCCACCAUCAGCGAGAUACUGGAGGUGCGCCCGCUGGCCUUUGUGUAUGACACCGCCAUGCAGCUCUACUGGCAGCGCUGCUCCCUGCAGAAGUCCAGGACCAGCCCAGCCAAGAAACUAGGCAGGUACGACCCCCAGUCCCCCGGCGCAGUUCCUGCUGCCAAGAUGUUCAGCCCGGGCCUGGCCACAAGGAAGAGGCCCCGCGAGGUGCACAAGGGGGUCUACAGUUCGUCCACCAAGCAGGAGGCCCCGCGGAUCGUGCACAGCCUGCAGGUGGAGGAAGACGCCCGGCGACCCAGGAAGGGGAUUGAGGGGGGCAAGGACGUCGGCCCGGACGUGCCCCCUGUGCUGGCGCCUCCCAGGCGGGGGCAGGAGGCCAGACGGGUGCGCACUGGGGCAGGCAGCAGCCGCCCGCCGUCCAUGCAUGUGGACGACUUUGAGAAGCGCAACGUGGACAGGCCAGUGCCUCCGCCUGUGGCCCCAGCAGUGGCGACACAGCCUGCUGCGGCGUCUGUGGUGGAAGCCGCCCCUGCCAGUGGGCAGAAGCCAUUGGAAGGGAGGAGGAGCAUUCCGCCGGCGCCUCCGAGGCCACCGUUGGGCCCGCCUCCACCCGGCACCCCAGCGGCCGCAAUUGAACAGGCCAAAGCUCCAUCAGGCACUCCCAAGGCACCUUCAUCCAAGCCAGACGAAAAGCCUGACGGCGGCAGCGUUCUGGAUGGGCAGCAAGGUGCAGAUACCGAUGGGCAGGGUGCGCAAUCGGAAAUGGCUGCAUCGACAGCUACCCCGGCCAGUGCUGCGGCAGACGUCAAGGACCAAGCAGGACCCGACUCCCCAGAUGACCUGUCCAUGGCCGAUUUCAAGAGCACUUCAGAAACUACAGUCACGGUUCCCAGGCCUCAAGGACCCAGCAUGCUGGGCUCAGACGAUGGCAAGCAUCCUCCUCAAGGGCCAUCUGACAGGACCCAGUCUGUCCAGGGAAGCAAGCCAGCAACGGAGCUGGGCGCUGUUCCAGGUUCCGGCUUGGCCCCCAGCCAGCCGCCCCCGCCGCCCGCUGUAGCUCCCCUGUCCAUCUCCAUCCCGGCCAGCAACUCCGCCUGGCGGGGUUCUGCCGGCAGCCACCCAGGCUCAAAGCCCCAGGGUCGGCCCCGCUCCCCAUGGCGCCGCGAUCCUCAGGGCAUCGAGCAUGACAGGUGGCCAGCACGGCCCAUGCGGCGAUCAAGGUUUGGUGCCCCCCAGGCACCUCAGCGGCCAGAACCCAUGCAGCCUCAGCCCAUGCAGCCCCGACCACCACCCGUGCCGAUGACGAACUCGCGGGCAUACCUGCCUCGCAUGCCAAUGCCUCCCCUACCGUCCUCAGGAGGGAGGGGCCGGGGGCCGAUGGGCCAGGGGGCCCACCCUCCACAGGGCGGGCUUGGGCGUGGCAGGGGCAGGGCGCCUGGGUUGGACAGUUUUGGAAGGCCUGGAAGGCAUGACUGGGACAGACAAAUGGCCACCGGCCCCCCGUUGGGACUGCCGCCAGAUGACAUCGUUGCUCCUGGACUCGGCCUGAAUUCUGACAUGCAGCCCAUGGGACCAAGGCCGCAGAUGUUCACCCAGCAGAUGCAGGAGUCACCACGAUCUGGGACACCAUCCACUGAGGUGGCACAGGUCGCUGUGGGCACCUGUGGAACCUCUGGCUUGAUUGCUCCGGCUCCUCUGCCUGUGCAGUCAGGGGAGGCUGGUUCAGCGGGUUUUGCACCAAACCCGGUCGUGGGGACGGGGUGCAGCCAGCAGGAGGGGCCGCCUGUCCCUGCUAGUGCACCUGCAGGUGACAGUGCGGCUGCGCAAGGCAGUGGCAGCAUGGCUCCCAGUGCGGCGUCCAUUGCGAAUCUGCUCCGCGAUCCAGAUCGUCUGAAGCGCUUGCUCAAGCACCAUCCCCAGCUGACGGCAGUGCUUCAAGGCCACCUGGGGGGCCCGCGGCCAGGCCAGCCCCCUGAACCCAGCGGCGCAGGCUUGUGA